This is a messenger RNA of Talaromyces marneffei, 1020 nucleotides long. RefSeq lists its product as uncharacterized. Lineage: Eukaryota; Fungi; Ascomycota; Eurotiomycetes; Eurotiales; Trichocomaceae. The record is from RefSeq and is a predicted model, not a curated record. The coding region runs from base 1 to 1020 and encodes 339 amino acids. The transcript has 2 exons.
AUGACCAUCUAUUCAGACCAUCAGUCAAGGUACACAACCCCCCUUGGCUAUGUCGACGCCAUGAUCUCAGAGUACGAAUCGAUCAAAGAACCAAGCCACGGUCUACGCUACAUACGCGACAAUUCCAGACUCUACUCUUCGUUUUGCGACCUCAUCAAACACCACAUUGGCCUGAUCAUGAGUCGUCCCAAGGCGAUCGAGGAUGGCCAUGUUACAGUCUACGACAAAUGUCUAUUGGAGUUGUGUCGCAAUGGUAAAUACGUAGACGGUUUGGCUGGUCAAGAGUAUUUCAUUCGAGAAUUCAUGGGCAUUGAUCCAGACUCGCGUAUGCGAAGAGACGUUGAGGACAUGAUUGACCGCGGGGUCUCAGUCAAGGAUGAGCUUUUGGGGUCCUCUCGGUCGCGCUCCCAAUCUGAACACCGCCAAAUCAUCAAGGAAGAAAAAAAUGCCAUCGCAGUCACGCAAUCCCAAGUGGCCCCUUCUCAGAACCUACCCUUCAGCGAGACGAUAUUCGCCGCCUACGCAACAGUCUUCCAUCCAGACAUGACCAUCAACACAAAUAUCAAUCGGAUGCUACACACUUACUUUAGAGCCAAAAAUGAUUUCUACACCAGACACGAGUCAAACCAUUACCAAUGUGAUCCAGAACGAGCCGACGCAGCGAAGUUUCUACGUGACAGCGCAGAAAAUGCACUAAAUUACCUUGAAGCACAGGAGCUGUUGUCGACGUGUGAUAGCGACUUGGUACUUGAGCUCCAGACUGUGUUUAGUUUUGCGAAGAGCAAGGCCAUUGAGAUUCUGGGUGGAAGGAAGCGGCGAUUCGAAAUUGAGAGUGUCUACAGGGAUGGUGGUGGUAACGACAACAGAGACAGAAACAAGGUGUUAUUGACGGACAGAUACCCGUACCCGAUGCAGAGAAAGCGUCACUCCAUUGAUCGGUACACUGGUGCGUAUGCUGAUCAUUCAUGGCAUCCGUAUGCUAGAAACGAGAUGUCGCGUUCUGUGAGACGUCACUCAUGA